CUCCGCUUCGUGCUCAUUGCAGGCCAUGGCGACACGCAAGGCGGCAGAGAGCACUCUCUACCAUCUCAGCCCCAGGGGUUUCUGGAAGAAGUUCCGGGACGCCGUGGUCAUAAAUCCUGAAAUCUCUACUGGUCUGCCCAUUGCAGACCGCAACCGUUACCCCCAGCCUGCUUCUCGACCAGAGAAGUAUGCCACUCCGGCCACAAAGGCCUCCGACCCCGCGCAGAACCCGUACUGGAAGCGUGAUGUCCGUCGUGCAUACCCCCGUAUCUCGGUGGUGACCCAGACCGAACUCUCCACGCUGCUGCUCGACCAUGCGAAGGCGGAAGCUGUCGCUGCCCCGGGCGAAGCUCAGGCAUCUGAGGCAUCGUCUGUCCCUGCCGAGCAGCCGGCUGCCGUUGACCUCACGGAGGCAAUUGCUACUAUCACCUCCGCGCGCAAAGCCUACUCAGAGUCCAAGCUUCCCCCCGUGCCCCCAAUUUCCUUCAAGCGGUGGCGGCCAGAGCGCGUGGAGGAUCCCCCGCACGACCCGCAUGCGUACUUCCCGAUGUUGCUCGUGAAGUAGACUAGAUUCAGGCAAUGCACUAUCGUCCC
Trametes versicolor FP-101664 SS1 is the source of this 594-nucleotide messenger RNA. RefSeq names its product NADH dehydrogenase 21 kDa subunit. Lineage: Eukaryota; Fungi; Basidiomycota; Agaricomycetes; Polyporales; Polyporaceae. Bases 26 to 565 code for a protein of 179 amino acids. The transcript is spliced from 4 exons. The record is from RefSeq and is a predicted model, not a curated record.